AUGCCUAUCCUGAUUAUAUCGCCAAAUGCCUUUUUCCAUGUCAUCAACACUGCAAACUCCCAGCAGGGAGACAACCUUCUCAGAGAGGGGAAAUGUGGGAAGCAGAGGGCAGAAGAGAAGAAAAUGUCACCCUCUUUCUAUCGCAACUUCUUCUUGCUAGCCAGUCUAUGCUGUGUGCUCCUUGGCUCCCAGACUAAUGGUUACCAAGACCCAGAUGUCUCAUACCUUGACAAGAAUAACCAGGAGCUCACCCAAUGCCAGAAAAUUACCCCCACCAUCACCAACAUCUCCUUGUUCUUGCUCCAAAAGGCAACUCAUUGGCCCAAACUUACCAACGUUGUGUUCUCCCCAGUGAACAUCAUGGCUGCCUUCGAAAUGCUCUCCCUGGGAGCUAAGGGCAGCACUCACCAUCAAAUCCUGAAGGGACUGAGGCUCAGUCUCAUAAACAUGACUGAAAAGGAGGUACACAAGUGCUUCCAGUAUUUCCUCCAUAUACUCUUCCAGCCAAAUCAGCAGGUUCAGCUGACCAUGGGCAGCAGCCUGUUCAUCGCUCGCCAUCUGAGGAUAGUAGACAAGUUCAAAAAAUUAGUUACGGAGUCAUACCACUCGGAAGUCAUUCCCAUAGACUUCAGGAACACUCAAGAAGCCAUGGAACAGGUCAACAGACAUGUGGAGGAGCAAACCUAUGGUCAUAUAGUACAGGUGGUCAAGGAAUUGCCGGUAGACACAGUUCUGGCCUUGGUGAACUACAUCUACUUUGAAGGGUUCCAGAACAGUAACAUUCAAGCUGAGUAUGUAAUGGAAGAAAAGUUCCACCUGGAUACAGGCAUGGUGCGUUUUGUGACCAUGGUUCACCGCUUGGGUGAAUUUUACCUGCACAAGGAUAGCAGUCUGUCCAGCUGGGUGCUGUUACAGCACUAUGCAGGGAAUGCCAUGGCCUUCUUCAUCCUUCCAGACCUUGGGAAAAUGCAGCAGCUGAUACAAAACCUGAGCCAUGAAUACCUCAAUAGCAUCGAGAGGCACAUUAACCCAAGAUUUGUCAGCUUAUAUUUCCCCAAAUUAACCAUCUCUGCCACCUAUGACCUGAUGACCAUCAUGAGGAUGCUGGGCAUCACCCAGGUCUUCAGCCACGGGGCUGACCUGUCAAAAGUCACAACGGAUGCUCCUGUGAAACUGUCCAAGGCUGUACAUAAAGCUGUGCUGGAAAUUGAAACUAGAAAGAUUGAUGACCAAGGAGGAAUUCCAGAAAUGUACGACUCUUUGUGGCCUGAAGUCCUCACUGUGGUGUUCAACAGGUCCUUCCUACUUGUCAUCAAAGAUGAAACCCUCAGCCUCCCUUUGUUCAUGGGCAUAGUCGGGUAUCCCACAUCCUAA
Messenger RNA from Grammomys surdaster, 1374 nucleotides. Its product is annotated as alpha-1-antitrypsin-like. The transcript is spliced from 5 exons. Gene Ontology annotation, biological process: negative regulation of endopeptidase activity. Gene Ontology annotation, molecular function: serine-type endopeptidase inhibitor activity. NCBI's taxonomy places the organism in Eukaryota, Metazoa, Chordata, Mammalia, Rodentia, Muridae. The record is from RefSeq and is a predicted model, not a curated record. Bases 1 to 1374 code for a protein of 457 amino acids.